Messenger RNA from Gekko japonicus, 1148 nucleotides. Its product is annotated as histone-lysine N-methyltransferase SETDB2-like. The annotation marks the transcript as partial. Gene Ontology annotation, biological process: heterochromatin organization; negative regulation of gene expression. Lineage: Eukaryota; Metazoa; Chordata; Lepidosauria; Squamata; Gekkonidae. Gene Ontology annotation, cellular component: nucleus. The transcript is spliced from 7 exons. Gene Ontology annotation, molecular function: protein binding; histone H3K9 methyltransferase activity. The record is from RefSeq and is a predicted model, not a curated record.
GCAGACUGAUGAGCAGAGCUGGAUCUAGGCCGGCCGAAGCCGGGGUUCGCGAAGCCAAAGAGGAAGACGCAGGGAGCGGUGACAGAAGCCGUGCCUUGUCUCCCAAGAAGAGAAAGGCGGACUCGGCCUGUUCUGACUCGGAGGUUGAAUUUGUCCAGACCACUGACAGCGGGGAGCGCAGAUCUUUGCCGGUUGAAUCUGAGAGCAGACUGAUGAGCAGAGCUGGAUCUAGGCAGGCCGAAGCCGGGGUUCGCGAAGCCAAAGAGGAAGACGCAGGGAGCGGUGACAGAAGCCGUGCCUUGUCUCCCAAGAAGAGAAAGGCGGACUCGGCCUGUUCUGACUCGGAGGUUGAAUUUGUCCAGACCACUGACAGCGGGGAGCGCAGAUCUUUGCCGGUUGAAUCUGAGAGUCAGCCCAAUGUAAUUCAGACUUCUAGCUGUAAUGACCAGAAUUGGAGUGACGGAGGCAUAAAAAGACCCCAGACCCGAACGUCCGUUCUUCAGAGUCGCCGGAGAAAACUGGGAAUCACCGAUGCAACUUCUUCUGAAGACGAGGGCCCUGUGUGCCACAGUUUGGCAAGGAGACGGCUGGACAUGGGAACCACAAAAGGGGGCAAAAAACCAAGCGUACAAGGAGAGUUCAGAGAACAAGCAACCGCUGGACUGUCGGACGCUGAAGCGGACCACCCUGGCCAGAGUCCUCUACCCAGUCCCAGUUUGCCCUGUAAGCCUCUUGGGCAGGAUGAGGGAAGCGGUGAUAAGCAGCCCAUGUCCAUCUUCAGGACGGACGGUGCAUCCGAGGAGGAAAGCGGGAGCGGCAGACAGGAACUUGCUCGUGAGGAAGCUGCAGAACGUAAGGCGUCUACCCCGAAGCAGUUUGACAGAGAGGAUCUUUGUUUGCUGGAUGCCACCAAGGAAGGCAACGUGGGCAGGUUUCUCAACCAUAGCUGCUGCCCUAAUCUCUUUGUGCAGAGUGUGUUUGUUGAGACUCACAACAGGAAUUUCCCCUGGGUUGCAUUCUUCACAAACAGGCAUAUAAAAGCUGGAACUGAGCUCACGUGGGACUAUGGUUACUUACCUGGAAGUAUGCCGGAGACAGAGAUCCCCUGUCAGUGCGGGUCUCAUAAGUGCAGAAAGAAAAUCCUAUAG